Molecule: messenger RNA, 1809 nt
Organism: Trichoderma asperellum CBS 433.97
Lineage: Eukaryota; Fungi; Ascomycota; Sordariomycetes; Hypocreales; Hypocreaceae
Molecular function (GO): protein binding
Source: RefSeq, a predicted model, not a curated record
AAGACAUAUACACAUAGGUAUCCCAGUAAUCGCUAGGGAAUCCGUCUGCUCUCAUCGCAUACGCAACGAUGGGAAACAGCUCAUCAAAAUCUGUUCACCAGCAGAACAUAGUAGAUAAUGAUGAUGACAACAUUUUGUCAGAGGCCUCCUUAACCAGGAGAGUCGAGGACAUACACCGCUACCGGUUUCCGAUUGAGUCCCCAGCCGACGAUGUUGUCCCUACCCCAUUCGAGUACACGGCCUUCAUAUCGCCAGAUUCUCCUCCUCUUUUACCCACACUACCUCCCGAGCUCAUUGAGAAUCUAGUGAGCCAUCUAGACAAUCGCUCAAUUAAAAAUCUUCGCUUGACGUGCAAGCACUUUAGUACCAUUAAAUUACGCAUUAGCCGAGUAUUUCUCUCUGCUAAUCCACUCAAUAUUCACGUCCUUCGCUCUAUUGCCAAUCAUGAUGUGUACCGCCAAGGCAUUAUCGAGCUCAUUUAUGACGAUGCGCGCUUAUGCUAUUCCCGUACUGAUUAUUCCGACAAUGUUGUUCCCGAAGACGUCAAUAGGCCAAUGACGGAUAUGGAAUGGUUUCAAGUGGAACGGGAUCUGAACAUCGAUGAAUUAGAACAUCGUAAAGCCGCAGACGAACCAAACCGCCCAAAAGAUCUUAGAAUAUAUCGUCUAGUAAAUGCCGAAUUAUCGCUAGGAGAAUCAUGGACUUACUAUCAAGAUUUACUACGUCAGCAAGAUGACGUGAUUGCUCAUGGAGCUGAUGCUGAAGCUUUUCGAUAUGCCUUGCAACAGUUUCCCGCGCUGCAAAGAGUUACUAUUACACCUGCUGCUCAUGGCUGGCUAUUCACCCCUCUUUACGAGACUCCUAUGAUUCGGGCCUUCCCUUAUGGAUUUAAUUAUCCGAUUCCGCGCGGUUGGCUAACUGCUCGUUUUACAGACAGUAACCAAGAACCCGCGCCAUGGGAAGAUUCAAAAACGCGAUGGCGCGGUUACUGUUUACUUACAAAAAUUUUGGCUCAAGAGCAUCAUCGCGUCUCUGAACUUCGAAUUGACUCCCACUAUCUUCAAUCUGGCCUUAAUUACCGCCUCUUCGAGCAACCAUCCCAGGAGUAUUUGGAUUUUAUCUGUUGCCUCCAGCACCCUGACUUAAAAAGGUUACAUCUGUCACUCUAUGUGGACUUCCAUUGGACACCCUUUCGCCGUAAUCUCCUGCGGAACGCCUUGGCAGAAAAUUUACAGCUAGAGUAUUUUAGUCUGGAAACAGGCAUGGAUAUAUCUAGCUAUGAACCCGACUACAACCCCAACCAAGAAUGGCCACCAGCACUGCAAACAUUUCUUCCUGUUGGCUGUUGGAUAAAUCUACAGUAUUUUCGUCUAUGGAAUUUUCCUGUGGAUUCCACUGAUUUAAUAUCAACGCUCUCACAGCUUCCUGCACUGCAGUCGCUUGAGCUGGGAUUUUUAUCCAUACGCUCCGGCACCCAGCGCCAGUUACUCGAGAAUAUGCGUGACUCUCUGCGUUGGCACGAGCGACUUGUGCAGCCCAAAAUCAAAUUUGCUGUACCUAUCCCCAAUGCUUUUAUUCAAGGGCGCGCGAUUUGGAUUGACGAGGAAGUCGAGAAAUUUUUAUAUCAUGGUGGUGAGAACCCUUUUGAGGAUAAACACGUCGAUCAAGUAUGCUAUGAUAUGGGAGUUAUAAAAGAUGCAUAUGAUCCAGGGUAUGAGAGGCCUUAUAUACAUCCUAGGAAGCAUUUAGAGCUUUUACAAAGCAAUGGGUAUAAUUGAAUGCUGAUAAUAUUGAUUAAAUCAUGUGGAC